Molecule: messenger RNA, 582 nt
Organism: Vicia faba (fava bean)
Lineage: Eukaryota; Viridiplantae; Streptophyta; Magnoliopsida; Fabales; Fabaceae
Source: the annotation of a GenBank genome assembly
AUGCCAGAAGAUAUUGCCUUUAAGGCAACUUUGACGCCUCAGAAGAAAACUCCUGGAGGUAAUACCCGGUCUGAACCUGAACCAGAUUUGCAACUUAAAGAUUUAAAAUGUUCCCAGCAUACUGCUAGUAGUGUUAAAGCUCAAGAUGAUACCGGUCAUGGAUAUGGGAUAGAGAUACCAGGUGAUACAGUUGCGUACCAAGGUAAAAAGAUUAAUCUCGUAAUGAAAAAGCACAAAAAGAGAAGUCUUGAAACAAAGUGUAGCGAAGGUGGUCAAUUACUGGCUUGUGAAGUGGUUACUGGCCCACUAUUGGUUCCUGAAAGUUGUAUUGGUAUGACGGCUAACAUUUAUCCUAAGCAUACAUCUGGAGUUGAUCCUUGCCAUAAUAAAUAUAUAGAUGAAACUAACGAUAAUGUACAAUGUAAAGCACCUUUUCGAUACUUCUGCAAUAAAGCCGUAGAUAACAAAGAUUUACCAGAAUUCAAACAAGAUUGGUUGAAAAUGAAGGAAGAAUAUGAACAACUUAACAGUAAAAUUAAAAAUGCAAGAGAAAAGUCAAUCGAUGCAUCUUCAACGAACUAA